This is a messenger RNA of Malassezia pachydermatis, 654 nucleotides long. RefSeq lists its product as hypothetical. Lineage: Eukaryota; Fungi; Basidiomycota; Malasseziomycetes; Malasseziales; Malasseziaceae. The record is from RefSeq and is a predicted model, not a curated record. The transcript has a single exon. The coding region runs from base 1 to 654 and encodes 217 amino acids.
AUGCCUGCCUCGUCUGGCUGGAUCCGCGCUACGCCGCCGGCGUCGGCGAGCCGGAAGCGCAAGAUGGACGAUACGCCCCAGGUGCAUACGCCGGCGCUGGUGCCGUCGUCGCGGCAUCAUGCACCUCGAUCACCUACGACGUCGCCAUCGUCGUCGUCAUCGCCUGCCACGCCCAUGUUCACCUGGCAGCGGGGCUUGGCAGACCACAUGCCUAAGUACAAAAAGUGGGCGCACAUGGAGACGUCGCCGGACGAUCGUGCGUCGAAAACCACGUCGCACGCGCCGACGAUGCGCUCGCCGACGUGUGCAGCGCGAUGGCACCACGGCCGCGAUCAGUUUGCGUAUAUUGAACAAGUAUGGCAUGGCGCUACAGAUACCCCCACACAGACGCGUGCGCCACCAAAGACACAACAACAGACUACGCUCGAUGCGUUUAUGAAGCGCGAGGCUGUGCGUUCCGACACCGCGCCGCCGGGGGCGGUCACAGCAGCACCAGCCGCGGCUAACGAUGACAGCGACGGCAACGAUACCUCUUCGCGUGCCUCGUCGCCUAGCAUUUCAAGCUGCAGUAGUGUGCCCAGCAUCUCGGACGACGCAGAGGCUGCCCAUACGUGGCUUCGAGCCAUCGGCUCUUCGCCGACGCACUGGGUAUAG